Molecule: messenger RNA, 723 nt
Organism: Tribolium madens (black flour beetle)
Lineage: Eukaryota; Metazoa; Arthropoda; Insecta; Coleoptera; Tenebrionidae
Gene: Psf2
Product: DNA replication complex GINS protein PSF2
Exons: 3
Coding region: 33-623 (196 amino acids)
Biological process (GO): double-strand break repair via break-induced replication; DNA replication
Cellular component (GO): nucleus; GINS complex
Source: RefSeq, a predicted model, not a curated record
AAUUCCGAAUUGAGGUUAUUCAAACGUCAAAAAUGGAUCCUGAAGAAGUCGAAUUUUUGGGUGAGAAACAGCUCGUCACGAUUGUUCCAUUGACUACAGAUGACGACUCUCUCAAGUUAAUUUCGGGUGAUUUUGGCCCAUUUCGUAUGGGUAUGCCUGUCAAGGUCCCAUUAUGGGUUGCUGUUCGGUUAAAACAACAAAAACAUUGCAAGAUUCAGCCCCCCGAUUGGAUGGAUAUCGAGACCUUGGAGGCGAUUAAAAAUGAAGAAAAACUCUCAAGGAACUUUACAAAAAUGCCCAGUAAUUUCUACAUGGUUGAGGCAAAGCAGAUUCUGGGGUGUGCCUUUGAAGAUAUUUCGCGUGCGGAUGAAAUAAGAACAAUAAUUAAGGAUAUUUGGGAUAUAAGGAUGUCAAAAUUGAGGUCUUCAAUAGAUUUGUUGGUUAGGAAUAACGUGGCUUUUGCUGAGGUUAAUAAUUUAACUUUGAUGGAAAUUAACUCAAUUAGACCGAUUUUACCCCACGGUUUAGACCAAAUACGUCGGUUGAAAAAUUUUAAACCGUCUCGCGGCUGGCAGUCCCAAGACAGCAUGUCAUCGACGAGUUCAACUAGUUUUCAAUCCUGAUUUUUUUUUGUAUUUUUGUAUAAUAAAAUUAUAUUUAAAAAAAUUGUCAACUGUCAAAUUCUUGAGGUUAUAUUUCCCGAAAGUUGGGUUAUGUAUUUUU